Sorex fumeus (smoky shrew) is the source of this 2588-nucleotide messenger RNA. RefSeq names its product C2 calcium dependent domain containing 2 (gene C2CD2). NCBI's taxonomy places the organism in Eukaryota, Metazoa, Chordata, Mammalia, Eulipotyphla, Soricidae. The record is from RefSeq and is a predicted model, not a curated record.
ACGCGGCGGGGCCGUGGCCCCGGCCCUGCUCAGACGCCCGAGUCGGCCGCGCCGCGCGCCGCGUCCGCAGUGGCCAGGUGUGCGGGUGGCGGGCGGUGCCGGCCACCCCCGCGCCCCCCGCCAGCCCAUGUCCUGAGCACGCCCGGCGGGCCGCGGGCUAUGCGCCGGCACCAUGUCCCUUCUGGGCGCGUGGCUUGUGGAGGUGCAGUGGCCGCUCCUGGUGUCGCUCUUCGUGGUGGCGCUGGGCACCGUGGGCCUGUACCUGGCGCAGUGGGCGCUGGCCAGGGAGCCACGGCCGGCCCCGCGGCUCACGGCUGAGCGCGCAGAGGGGCCGCGCCCCGAGCCCGACGCGCUGCUCGCCUGGAUCCUGACGCUGGACAGCUGGCGCAGGCAGUGGCAGGCGGCCUGGGUGAGCGCCCUGAACCAGGAGGCCCGGAGGAAAGGGGGCCCCCUGGAUCUCACCUUCCAGGAGGACUCCCAGAAGCAGCUGUUGGAGCUGGCAGUACAGCGAGUUGCCAGCACGACCAGGUCGGCACAGGAGAAGGUGCUGUCCUGCCUUGUGGUCGGGAAGACCCUUCAGUUUGCGGUCAGCGUGGCACCAGCCCCGCCGGACUCUGGGCCGCGGCUGUAUAGUGUGCAGCUCUGCCCGCUCCAUCUGAAGCUGGAGCUGCACCUGAAGGAGAAGCAGGAGGAUAUCGGGGUCCACUGGUCCUUUGUCUGCGCCCCAGAGCUGGCCAUCAGCGUGCAGCCCGUGACCCUGGAGGCAGGUGCCAGCCACACCGAGGCCGUGUCCACACAGCUCAGGGACCUUCUGAGGCAGCUGGUCAGUGCCGCCUCCCCAUCCCUGGUUCUGAGCGCCAAGCCCGUGGACGCCAGGGAAGUCCAGAGUCGGCGGCCACCCCCACCUUCCGCGUCGCAGGAGUCCUGCCCGCCCAAGCCGCCCCGCGCCCACGAGCUCAAACUGCAGGUGAAGAACAUCUGCGCCUCGUUGCUGUCCGCGCCUGCGCCAGGCAGCCCCAGCCCUCGCUGCAUCCUGCAGCUCGACGACCCGUCCCAGAAGUUCUCCAGCACCCUCGCCGCCAACAGCAGAGGCCUCACCUGGGAAGAAGAACUCACCUUUGAGUUGAACGCCAAGUCGAAGGAGUUGCACCUCCAGAUUUCAGAGGAUGGGAGAUCCUCAGAAGCACUGUUGGUGGCCACCACCGUCCCCCUGGACUUAUUCAAGAAACAGCCUUCAGGGCCCCAGAGCUUCCCACUGACCUCCCUGGAUGGUGCCGUGCUGGGUUCCGUCUCCGCGGAGUUUUCUUAUGUAGAACCCGGCGAGGCCAAAACCUGGACCUUCCCCGUGCCGGUCCCGGCCACUACGGUGGAGAAGGACCGCAUGGUGAUGCCCUGCGGCACCGUGGUCACCACAGUCACCGCCGUGAAGACCAAGCCUCGCUUUGAAACCGGCCGUGCGUCCCCGCCCAGCUCGGCCUCGCCCCUGAGGACACCCGUCAGGGUCAGGGUGAUCGAGAAGGACAUCUCCGUGCAGGCCGUGGCAGGCCCCCGUGCACCGGUCAGCAAGACGCUGUCCUCCUCAGACACAGAGCUGCUGGCACUGAGUGGCUCAGACCCUGUGGCAGAAGCGGCCAUCCGGCAGCUCAGCGAGGCCUCUCGGCUGAAGCUCAGGUCCCCACACAAGAAAAGUACCAUCAUCAUCUCGGGGGUCUCCAAGACCUCUCUAUCUCAGGACAGCGAGGCCACCCUCAUGCUGGAGUAUGCCGCGUCCAUGGACGGCGCCCGCCAGGAGUCCGGCCCGGUCCUCCCGGGGGCCACCACCACCCAGGACUCACCUGAGGGAGCCACCCUGGUCCCAGCCCCGCCGUCACCCGCCAUCGAACCCUCUGAGGCCACCAUUACCGAGCUCGACUCCCGGCACCCCGAGAAGGACCUUCCAGCAGCAGCGUGGGAUGGCCGGGCCCCCCUGGAUUCCGAGAGGGACCGGAUCUCUGAGAGCUCUCUGAGUGUCUCCGAGCCAGACGCCCCCAAGAAGCAUAAAGGAGGAAUCUUCCGGAAAAGCGCCAAGCUGUUAUUCCGCCGGCGGCACGCACACCGGGAGCCAGGUAUGAGCCAGUCCCACCACGACCUGGCGUCCCUGCAGCCCGAGGGCACUCGCAGGCGGGGGGCCACCCUGGGCCGCCUCCUCAACAGGAAGCUUCUGUCCCGGCACAAGAGCAAGAGCACCGUGAACGGAGGCUCGGCAGAGCCCUGCGCCUAGCGCCCACCCCGCACCCCUCAUACCCGUUCCCGUGGGCAGUGGCUCCUGCAGUGCCCACGGCCACCGAGUUUCACAGGAGAGUCCGCCUGAACUGGAGAACAUUCUAGCGAGGGUCGGGGACCAGUGGCCGGGCGGCGACUUGGCCUCGAGGGAUAUUGUCGUUGGGGGUCCACGCUGGGCCCUCAUGAAGAGGCGGCUUCCUCUCUGCCAUCACUGUGAGCCACAUACUGUGCUGGGGCGUCCUCUUCUGGGGUGGGGGCCGGGUGCCCCACGGACGCCCCAAGCCUUUGACACUGCAGCAGCUUCUGCACACACCACGCAGCACUUU